GAGCACAUAUGGGUCAUCCGAACAGAGUAGAGUCUGAGAUAAUCGCUUCAUCAGACAAGGAAGAAAAGCAGAGAUAUGAGAGCCGGCGAAGGAAAAUCGUGACAUGGAUAUCUUCACAGAAGCCUUGCGACUUGUCCUUCUUGUAUUACUCAACUGCGAACUAAGAGGCUGUUAUAAAGUGGCUUGUACUGGACAGCUGAUCAUAGAUCAAGACAGGAUUCCCAUGGGCUCCAACCUGACGGUACACUGCCAAUCCAGCACUGUGAGUUGUGGCAGGGUCUUCAUCAUGAAGUUCAAUCAGAAGGAAUUUCUAAGGAAGACCAGCUGCUCCAGUGUGACUGCACAAGUGCUUGUGAACGAGCCAAAAUUCUCGCUCUAUUGCUUAUUGGAAAUACAAGGGAAGCAUCACAUUAUCUGCGGACGGGACAUCAUAGCUAAUCCAAUUCCAAGUCGACCACAAAUUAGAAAAAUGGUAUUCGCAAAAGGUUCCCUCUCCCCCACCGUACACUGGCACAGCUCCGACAGCAUGGAGGAUCUAAAACCUGAGCUGAGGUUUCAGAUGGGUAAUUCGAACUGGGAGAAGGGAAAUGUGACUCAGACUCACAGAGGGAUGCUUGUGCUGCUGGAGAAGUUAAAGCCGCUGACGUCGUAUAAGUUUGAACUGAGAGUCUGCACAGCUUCGGUGACGUAUAACUGCAGUUUGUGGAGUAAGACGUUCAGGCAGAGCAGCCCUGGCAAAGCACCCUCGACCAAGCUCGAUGUGUGGAGGAUAAUCACGAGAAAUGAACAGACUGACACUCAGAAUGUGACCGUCAUGUGGAAGCCUUUAGGUACAGAGGAUUAUAAAGGAGUCUUGCACCAUUAUGAAAUAGUCUAUCGACAGAAAGGAGCCACCCACGUACUGAAUUGCUCAACAACUGACAGCCAGUACACACUUCAGCUGCCCCUGGCGGUGACGGAGCUGAACGUCAGUGCUGUUACAUCAGCAGGAAGCUCACCACCAGCUUUAGUGAGACUGACCUGUUCAGCAGGCAUACAAUCACCAGAUAUAAACUCAAACCAUGCAACAGGGGGCGGCAUAAACCUUAUGUGGGCCUCACAUGACUUCUCAAAUAGAACUUCAAAGGAAAUGCUGGGCUUUGUAGUUCAGUGGCAGUGCGCCCCUCUACAAGUACAGUGGAAGAGAAAUGACAAACACUACAACUCAUUAUACAUUCAGGCUACACCCCCGUCUCUGUGUAACAUUUCAUUUUUUGUUGAGACCAGUGAUGGAGUGUCAUGUCCUUCUUUUAAACAAAUCCAUAUGAUUAAGAAAGACACUGGGACAACACUCGAGGAUAUCAUUGGUCCUCAUGUUGGUCUACAGAUCUCACCAGUGCAAUCUCCUGCAGGAAAAAUGAAAAAUGGACUUGUAGUUGGGAUUUGCCUCAUAAUCGCUGUUCCUUUAAUUAUCAUUGUGAAUCUAAUGUACUUGAAAUGUACACGACAAAGAAUAAGGAAGGUCUGUGUGUCAAUGGGACCCUCUUGGCUUUUUCAGAACUUACCCAAGCUUGGAAACAGCAAUGCCAUCAAAUUACUGAAGGAUGAGAGAUGUGGUUCUGAUCUGUGCUGGCAACCCGUGGACAACGACCCACCAUUAUCCCCAGUUGAGGACUACAGUCCACCUGUGGAAAGGAAGGUCUCGUACCCCAUCGUGCACAAAGAAUUAAUCACAGAGGAGAGGACAGUUGCGCCAGACUGGACAGUCUGUUCUUAUAAACCACAAAUCAUGAUUUCUCAAGGAGCAGAGGCGGCGUGUGAGGUGGCCGAAAGGGAAGAAGAUGAGCCUCCUUGGGUGGAUUUCUGCUCGCCCGUAUUUGAUACGUUUGGACAGCAUUUUUUUCUAAAUCAAGGAAUGCAUGCAUCUCUGCCAAACUGCUUGACUGUGGAUGGGAGACCUGUAUCUAUGGAUCUUGUAAAUGGAUUCCCCUUUUUUACCUCUACUGCUUUAGAUGGAAACAUGUGGACAGAAGGGAGGUUUGCAGAAACCGGAAAUGGUGAUCGGAACUAGCAUCAAAGCCAGACAGACAGUGACUCGGUGACCAAGGUGCUUGAGAGACCUUUCUCAUGAAGACAGACCUCCUUUCCCAGCUCAGGGAGGUCUGCAGACUACAGAGACUUUUAACAUUUUUUUUAUUUUUUUGACAAUGUGAAAAUCCUUGACUGUAAAAGGAUUUCAUGUUCCACUGCAUCAAUCACGUUUAACGUAAUGCUAAUUAUAUGGGAACUGAGCCAAAGAUUUACAUUUACUAAACCCCUAUAACCUGCCGAUAAGGAAUCCAGAUCCCUAACCACACGACCACCGCACAUUAAUAAAAUAAAAAUAAAUAUCCAUCAUGAGGUUCUUCUAGGCAGGCCUGUUUAAAGCCUUGAACAAGAUUUGAGGAAUCUUGUUUUUUUUUAAAAAAGCUAUAUAUUAUAUAAUUUUAUAUAUAUAUAUAUAAAUAUACAGUAUAUAUACAGACACACAGACACAAAGAGCAGCUUUGAGGAGAGAGAGAAAAUGGAUCUUUAACCUCUCUAAUGAGACUUGUUUUUACUUUACACGUGCACUGUACACACACGCAUACAGACACAAAAUAAAAGCUGUUUUACACACACAC
Molecule: messenger RNA, 2642 nt
Organism: Clarias gariepinus (North African catfish)
Lineage: Eukaryota; Metazoa; Chordata; Actinopteri; Siluriformes; Clariidae
Gene: il23r
Product: interleukin 23 receptor
Exons: 13
Coding region: 104-2050 (648 amino acids)
Molecular function (GO): protein binding
Source: RefSeq, a predicted model, not a curated record